Molecule: messenger RNA, 4947 nt
Organism: Salmo salar (Atlantic salmon)
Lineage: Eukaryota; Metazoa; Chordata; Actinopteri; Salmoniformes; Salmonidae
Product: zinc finger protein 507
Biological process (GO): positive regulation of transcription by RNA polymerase II
Cellular component (GO): nucleus
Source: RefSeq, a predicted model, not a curated record
CAGUGUUCCAUCCUCGCCAUUUUACAGUGUGAGAGACAGAGGCCACCUUUAUUGCUAAAGGAUAAAGCACAUUUUUUUGUAUUUUGUUUUGAGGCCAAAGAUCAUUCAGAUUUGCCGGUUCAGCAUGGAGGACAGCAGUGGAGUUGCCAUCUUGGUCCCCCACUCUAGAGGCCAACAGGAGACUGUCUUCAUCCCUGAAAGGGUGGAAACGCCCCCAGGUACCCUGAUGGAGCCUAGGAAUGAUGACCAGAGGCAGCAGCAGAAACAGGCAGCAGACUCCCUCAUCGAGGUGAUAGAGAAGCUCAGCAAGAUUGUGGAGAAGCGCCCGCGUCGAUUCACCCUGGCUGGGAAGAAGAGAGCCCUCAUGUCCUGUGCCUCCGUCAGAGUCCCAGAGAUCAGGGAGGGCAAUGGUGGGUCCUCCCCCUGCAAGAGAGCCCGGGAGUUGGAGGAAGAGGUGAAAGAGCAGGAGAUCCAGCCAGACAACAGUGCCCCUGCUGGCAGCAGUAGGACCAUCACCUGUUACCAGUGCAGCCUGUGUCGGUUCCUGUCCCCGACCUUGAGCCUGCUGAAGGAGCACCUGCGGCAGCACGAUGAGCAGCACAGUGACCUCAUUCUCAUGUGUUCUGAGUGUCGCUUCACCUCCAGCCACCAAGAGGAGCUAGAGGCCCACGUCAUGCUCCACUUUGACGGCAGCAACUCUAACAAGAACCCUGCAUCCAGCCAGCAGGCCAGCGAGGGAAAUGAGGGGUUAGGGAUGGGGGGUAGUGUGGAGGAGGCUGUGUUCAAAACCUCUGUGGACUGUGCUGAGGAGAUCCCUGCUAAGAAGAAGUGGUACAGCUAUGAGGAGUAUGGGAUGUACCGCUGCUUGAUCUGCAGCUAUGUGUGUGGACAGCAGCGAAUGCUAAAGACCCAUGCAUGGAAGCACGCAGGUCUGGUGGACUGCUCUUACCCUAUCUUUGAGGACGAGGCAGUGGCACCAGCACCUCCUGUAGUUGCUCCUGCAGAGGAAGCAAUAGUAGUCCUCACCCCGGUCCCAGAGAAAUCUCAGAACCUCAACAAGAUGUCCACAUUCCAGAUUGACCUCUGUGCCCCUGUCGAGGAAUGUGGGAGUGAGGCAAUGACAGAACCAAUCACAGAGGAGAGCCCGGUGGAGGGGCCGUAUCCCUCUAAAGACUCUGUCACUGAGGAGCCAAUGUUGGAGGUACAGGUGACCACAGAGACUGAGGUGGAACUUAUGCAGGACUGUUGUCAUAUUACCAGUACAACAGACAGCCUCCUGUCGUCAGCCCAGAAGAUCAUCAGCUGCAGCCCCAACAGUGCCGACCAUGUCAACGUCAUAGUGGAACGACUGCCCUGCGCAGAGGAACCUGUGGCCACCCAGCCCCUCCCCCUCAUCGCCAGCCCAGAGGUGGGCAGAGACAAGAGCUUGCUGGCUGCGGAGGAGGCGGGCCAUGUGGAGAACCAGCCAAUGUUUGUCGACAAGGACGGGCAGCAGGAGGUGGUGUUUGGCUGGAGCAACAGUGAGAGGCAGCAGACCACCACGGACCCUCCACGUGACGAGAACGCUCCCACAGCCCGCAGGAGGACCCACUCUGAGUCUCUGAGGCUACACUCCCUGGCCGCUGAAGCCCUGGUGACCAUGCCCAUGAGGACCGCGGAGCACAUCAGGAGCAUCGUGGGCCAGGGCUCCCAAAGCCCUGACACGGGCCAGAGGCUCCUGGAGAUGGCCACGGCUGCAGCAGUAGCAGCUGACAGAGCCCCUGCAGCGGUUGAGGAGCUGACAGGCAUGGGCAGCGUGGGGGCAGCCCUGGUAGACCUGGAGCUGCAGGGGUCCAGAGAGGACGGGCUGGCCGAGGGCCCCGCCAAGGCUGGCAUCAGCCUGUCCCUGCUGACGGUCAUAGAGAGGCUGAAGGAGCGCUCGGACCAGAACGCCUCGGACGAGGACAUCCUGAAGGAGCUCCAGGACAACGCCCAGAGCCAGCACGCUGGGGAGGUCAGCGGCUGUGGAGGGGGGGACCCGGGUAACCCUGGUGGGGGUCUGGUGGACUACAUCCCUGGCAGCGAGAGGCCCUACCGCUGUCGCCUGUGUCGCUACAGCAGUGGGAACAAGGGCUACAUCAAGCAGCACCUGCGAGUACACCGCCAGAGACAGCCCUACCAGUGUCCCAUCUGUGAACACAUCGCCCUGGACAGCAAAGAUCUUGAGAGCCACAUGAUCAACCACUGCAAGACCAGGAUGUACCACUGCAAGCAGUGUACUGAGGCCUUCUAUUACAAAAGUCAGCUGAGGAACCACGAGACAGACCAGCACGGUUUGAGCGACACCGGCGCGACACUAACCCCUGUCACUGAAACCACGGCAACCAUGGAGGAAUCUGUAAAGAUGACAGACGAUGACUCCAUCAGUUCGCAGAAGGUGUACAAAUGUGAUGUGUGUGAUUACACCAGCUCCACGUACGUUGGAGUUCGGAACCACCGGAGGAUCCAUAACUCUGACAAGCCUUACAGGUGCUGCAGCUGUGACUUUGCCACAACCAACAUGAACAGCCUGAAGAGCCACAUGAGGAGACAUCCCCAGGAGCACCAGGCUGUCCAGCUACUGGAGCAGUACAGGUGUUCUCUGUGUGGCUAUGUGUGCAGUCACCCUCCGUCCCUCAAGUCUCACAUGUGGAAGCACGCUGGCGAUCAGAACUACAACUACGAGCAGGUGAACAAAGCCAUCAACGAGGCCAUCUCCCAGAGCGGCCGUUCCCCCAGUGCCCCGCAGAAGGUUUCAGCAGUGGGGGAGGCAAUGGCAGAGCACUCUGGUGUGGUGCAGGGUGGGAAGGAGGACCCAGUCCCUCUAGCAGGAGUCCCUGUGGACAGUGUGGGAGGCGGCUCAGGGUCUUCAACGGAGCUCAUCCAGUGGUCCUCCAGAGAGCAGGCCCCCCAGAGUGAAACCCCCCAGCACAGCCCCCCCGGGAAGGAGGGGGUCCAGUCCCGGGCCGGCAUGGAGUAUUGUGUGCUGCUGUUCUGCUGCUGUAUCUGUGGCUUUGAAUCUACCAGCAAGGAGAGACUGAUGGAGCACAUGAAGGAACAUGAGGGAGACAUCAUCAGCAUCAUCCUGAACAAGGAGCAGCAGCAGGGAGCAGCCCAACCAGCAGAGGGCAACACAGCACAGUGAGACAGCAUUUAACCCCGUACCCCUCCCCUUACCCCAACAGAGAGCCAGGAACCUACCCCCUCACUCAGACUGACUUAAGUCUGACUUAACAGGGUAGUACUGUACCUUGCAUCUUGUUUUCUGGUUCUUAAUUUCAUGUACUUAACAGAAGGUUACAAAAAGUGUCUCUGUUGGAGCUCAGACAUACAGGAAAUUGGAAAAUUCCAAUUUCAAGGCAUUGCAGUAAAAUGUUAUACCUGAACAAGUUCAGACACGUUUAAUACCUCAGCAAACAGACAUUUCCGUAUUUACAAAUGGAGCUCAGUCCAUUUUACUCAGCAAAAAUAUAUUGACCACACGGCAGCUUUUCUAUUCAAAUACUUUAAUAUAAUUUAAUAUAUUUAAUCCUUCACAUUUAUAGUUUCUGUGGCACCUGCACUAGGCUGUACAGAGAUGCCAUCUACUUGCAUGUUGUGUUCAUCAUAGCUAUAUUUAUUUUUUAAUAUGGGUUAAUUCAACCUGGUCUCAGAGCAUUUCGUAUUAUUCUGUACGUAAAUCUGAGACAAUCGAUAUUGUACAUUUUGCAAAUUCUUACCAGCUGUUAGCCACCUAGCUAGAAUUCGUAACAUAGCAUAUGCUUAGCAAAUUUCAUAACAAAUUGUAUGUUUUGCAAAUUCGCAACAUAGGAAUUGUAAUUAGUAACAUAUCAUACGAAAUGGAUGGUGGACUUCUACAAAUGAAUACAUACUAUCAUACUAAUUUGAGUGUCCUGGAUUUACAUUUACUAUGAUAUGUCUAGUCUAUGAGACCAGGCUGGUUAAUAAUAUGUAUCAAUCUAGGCCUAUGCGUGUUGGUUUCCGUUAUGUCCAAGUGAAGGAGAUGCCUUGAUUUGUUUAAUUCACUGUUUGAUGCUAUUUUUACCUAUUGGACUUCUGGUACGUUUAUGGUAAUGAUGGGUCACUUGAUGGUGGUUUCCUAAAGCUGUAGGAUAGAUAGGCUGGCAACGAAUUGUUGUUUUACCAAUAUUCACCACAGCAUCAAGGGCUAUUGAGUCAGAAAUAGGUUUGGGAGGAAUUUUUAAGCUAUGAUCAGUCUAUUAUGGUGCAUAUUAGUGGUCGUGUUAGACCCAGAUGUUAUGGUGGAGAGAUGGUAAAUGGACAACCAUUGAACUUUGAUUGCAGCCAACACCCAACUGUGUUUACCUUAGGCUACUUACAGUUACUUUAGUGAAAGUAUUACUGUUCUGAUUACGAUAAUCAUUUCUAGAUUCAUGUUUUAGCUAAAUAAUUGCCAAGUUUAUCACUUGAAUAUGUUAAGCAAUUUCCAAAGUUUCUCCGUAUAGGGCUAGCACUUGUAGAUGAUGGAUAGAUGGAGUGAUUGACAUCCUAGCACAGAGCGAUGUGCUAGUAUACUAAACCUUUGUGAGAACAAAGGAAUAGCAGGUUCAUUAGUAGCCUGUCUCUAAUCUGUGCUGUAUUGACCAAUAGCAGAGGUUGAUAUAUGACCAGCUUUUCAAGUGAUAGGCCUAUAGGCUACUGUAGACUGACAUUGAAUAUGGUGUUUCCAUUUGACUACCUCUGCUAAAGUAUUUCCGAACUUCACUCACCUUUCCAUUUAGUUUCACACUAAACAUGCUUGGUAUGCAGAGUGGUGACUUGGCGAUGAUUUGCAUGCCCUUACUGUUUUUAUGUAGACAGAUGGGUGUAGGAAAUUAUGAUCAAAUUAAAUAUCCAUAAUUCAUGGGAUUUUUGGAUUGCGUUUGUGGAGCUCAAUGUAUCAAAUAAAUGAAAUCAUUAUCUUCUGCA